AUUAGCGUAGUUUGUGUAAGUACUUUGACAAUGGUGCAAGUGCGAGUUCGCGACGGUGUGUUGGAAGGGGAAGUGUUGGAUAAUGUGCUCGGAGGACAGUACUACAGUUUUAAGGGGAUUCCUUAUGCUGCACCUCCAUUAGGAGACCUGCGAUUCAAGGCGCCACAACCAGUCAUUCCUUGGGAUGGAGUCCGCAGCGCUAAGGCCCACGGACCGAUCUGCCAUCAGUUCGACAUGUUCACCGGAAAGCUGUGCACAGAACCAAGCAGCGAAGACUGCCUCUACCUCAAUGUGUAUUCGCCUGAUCUCCAGCCUAAAAAACCGCUUCCUGUAAUGUUUUGGAUCCAUGGCGGCGGUUUCUUAAGCGGCAGCGGAAACACAAGCUACUAUGGACCCGAUUUCCUAGUCAAUCAAAAUGUUGUCCUUGUAACUUUUAAUUACAGACUAGCCGUAGUAGGAUUCUUGUGCCUGCACACAAAAGAAGUACCAGGAAACGCCGGUAUGAAAGACCAAGUAGCUGCUCUUAGGUGGGUGAAAGACAACAUAAGGCAUUUUGGCGGAGAUCCUGAUAAUGUAACUAUUUUUGGAGAGAGCGCCGGUGCAGGGUCGGUCACCUACCACCUGGUAUCUCCAAUGUCCAAAGGGCUGUUCAAGCGAGCUAUUGCACAGAGUGGCGUAAAUUUGAGUCAUUGGGCUCGAGCGUUUGAGCCUCGAUUGAGAGCUGAGGCCAUAGCUCGUUUAUUCGGUAAAGAUACCAAGGACGACAAAGAGCUGUAUGAAUUGUUUAAAUCCUUGCCAAUCGAAAAGUUAACAAAUCCCGUUGCGCCUCUUACAGUCGAGGAAGAAGCGGGGAUACGUCUCACUAUGUCUUUCACUGUUGUUGAUGAACAGCAGUUUGAUGGAGUUGAAAGAUUUUUCUACGGCGAUGUUUACGAACGGCUGCAUCACGGCAUACAUGAAGGCGUCGAACUUAUGAUGGGUUAUACAACUGACGAGGGCAUUGUUCAGUUUGCGUUUUCGCCAAAAGAUAAUUUCUUUGACAAUUACAACAAAUACGCACAGUGCUUCGUACCCAUUGAUUUAGCUCUAAAAUGCCCAGCGAAAGAUCAAUUGGCAAUCGGUCAUAAAAUGAAAAAUCAUUACUUCGGCGACAAACCCGUUACAAAAGACACUGUCGAUGUCCUAAUAAAAUAUUUGUCAAUGCAGCUAAUUACCUUUAAUGCUAUUGAAUAUGCCAAAUUCUUCGCUCAAAUGGAUAGGAACAAGUUAUUUGUCUACCAAUUUGACAUGUACUCUGAAAGAAAUAUUUGGACCGAAGAGUUUGGUGGAGGUCCAUACAUAAGCGGAAAGAGUGUCGGCCACUGCGAUGAUUUAACGUAUUUGUUCAGUACUGAGAAAGUUAAAGCUGACCUAACCGCUAAGAGUAUUAAACUUAUAAAGAAUAUGACAAAAUUGUGGACAGAUUUUGCUAGAUUCGGUAACCCCACUCCGGACAGCAGCCUGGGGGUCAAAUGGCCCGCGUUUGACCCCAAGAAGGAGCAGUACCUGGUCAUCGGCAAUGACCUCGUCGUGGCGUCACACCCAAAUAAAGAAGACUUCGAAUUCUGGGAGAAACUGCACCAACAAUAUGUCAAACAUUAGCUGUAACUAGACUCUGUAUUUUUAGGGGUUUAGUACCGUUUGGUAGCCAAAAUUUCGUAACCGGCUACAAACUGAUCUUGAUUUCCAUUUUGUAGCCAGUUACGUACUGGACCAGAGUAGUACCGUUUGGUAACUAAGUUUUGUAACUGGCUACAAUGUGGGAAUCAAAAUUCCCGGUUCGUAGCCGGUUACGAUUGGGCCCGAGUGGUAUCUUUUGGUAACCCAGUUUCGUAACUAGCGAAUACGGGAACGGGAAUACAAAAUUCCCUGUUUGUAGCUGGUUACGUAUUGGGUCCGAGUUACUGAUCGGAGUUUCUACCAAAUUGAAGCUAGGACGCUUGACAUACGGACAGACGGACAGAGUAAAACUAUAAAGGUUCCGUAGUCAACUAGGUUGACUAGGAA
Molecule: messenger RNA, 2046 nt
Organism: Leguminivora glycinivorella
Lineage: Eukaryota; Metazoa; Arthropoda; Insecta; Lepidoptera; Tortricidae
Product: liver carboxylesterase 1-like
Exons: 3
Coding region: 31-1641 (536 amino acids)
Source: RefSeq, a predicted model, not a curated record